AUGAGUGAUCUCAUGGAAGAAAAGGGCAAGGAAAGCUGUUCUUCCUGUGAAAUACCUGUAGAAGAAAAUGUCUCUCCUGCUAAGGACUGCUCAGUAAGAGACAAAAAAAAGAUAAAACUGAAGAACAAAAUACAUAAUUCUACCUCUCACAAGACAACUUGCAAACUCCAUGCCACUGUACUAGAGUCAUGUAUUCAGAGUCACAGUUGUUCUACCUCCUGUCAGGACACAGAGUCGCAAAAACUCGAGAAACUGUUAAAGUGCUUAGCCUUUGAAAAUCCAGGACCUCAGUUUGCAGACUUCAAUCCUGAAAUCAGACAGCAGCAGAAGAAAGCAUGCAUGUCACAAAUGAAAAAAGCCCUUUCUUAUAAGUCCAACUCUACAAAGAAGUAUGACCAACAUGGCAGGCUGCUUUGUAAUAACAUCGAUUUGUGUGACUGCCUGGAUGUGGAUUGCCUGGGUUGCUUCUAUCCUUGCCCCAAAUGCAAUUCAAAUAAGUGUGGACCACAAUGUCGCUGCAAUAGAGAAUGGGUUUAUGAUGCAAUUGAGACAGAAGCUGGGAAUGUGAUCAGCAUGAUGCCAUUUGUUGACCCGGAUUGA
Messenger RNA from Acanthisitta chloris (rifleman), 600 nucleotides. It is a transcript of the gene ARL14EPL, whose product is annotated as ADP-ribosylation factor-like 14 effector protein-like. The transcript has 4 exons. Gene Ontology annotation, cellular component: intracellular membrane-bounded organelle. NCBI's taxonomy places the organism in Eukaryota, Metazoa, Chordata, Aves, Passeriformes, Acanthisittidae. Bases 1 to 600 code for a protein of 199 amino acids. The record is from RefSeq and is a predicted model, not a curated record.